Molecule: messenger RNA, 2108 nt
Organism: Cyprinus carpio (common carp)
Lineage: Eukaryota; Metazoa; Chordata; Actinopteri; Cypriniformes; Cyprinidae
Product: inward rectifier potassium channel 13-like
Biological process (GO): potassium ion import across plasma membrane; regulation of monoatomic ion transmembrane transport
Cellular component (GO): plasma membrane
Molecular function (GO): inward rectifier potassium channel activity
Source: RefSeq, a predicted model, not a curated record
GUGACUCUAGGUGUUCUCCUCCUCUCUCAAGCACUCCUAAUUGGCCACAUGCUGAGUAAUGUGACCAAUGAGUUUCAGGGCCGGCUCUCUUCAUUGUAUGUGUGUGUUUGUUGGAGUUCAUCAGUGCGUUUGACUCUUUGGUGUCUCCUACAGAAGGAUCUGGAUUGGUUUUACACUCUGGCUGAGGAUCCACGGUUCCUCAAGUUCUAGAUCCUGCUUGAACACCUCAAAAGGUUUGACGUUCUGUCGAAAAACACUGAGGAAUCCCUAUUAAACCCCAAAGAGAGAAAAUUGGUGCCAACCGCUUGCCAACUUUCCAUCACCAUGACAAGCACCACCAGCGACCAAAAGGCUGUGUCCGGCCCCCUGAUGGCCAAACCUUACCGUCAGCGGCUGGUCAGUAAGGACGGAAGGAGCCUGAUGCAAGGCAAUGCCCCAGGCUCCAGAGAGACGUGGUUCGGGGCCCUGCGGGACAUGUGGGGGACGUGGCUGGCGCUGCGCUGGCGAUGGGUGGUGCUGGCAUUCUGCGGCUCCUUUCUGCUUCACUGGCUGCUGUUCGCGGUGUUGUGGUACCUGCUCGCCCGUGUCAAUGGAGACCUGGAUGUGCCCGACCAUGACUCCCCACCACCCGGUCAUGUGCUGUGUGUCAAACACGUGACAGGCUUCACCGCCGCCUUCUCUUUUGCCCUCGAGACGCAGUUGACCAUCGGGUACGGCACCAUGUACCCCAACGCUGACUGUCCGACCGCCAUAGCGCUGCUCGCCCUGCAGAUGCUGCUGGGACUCAUGCUGGAGGCCUUCAUCACUGGUGCAUUUGUGGCUAAGUUCUCCCGCCCUCAAAAGCACUGCGGUGGGAUCCUGUUCAGCCCUCAGACCGUAGUGUGUGAGGUCAGAGGUCAGCGUUGCUUGAUUUUCCGCGUCUGUAACCUGCUUCCAAGGCCGCUGGUGGACGUGUGUGUGAGCGCCGUUCUCUACGAAGAACGUGACGAUCAUGAACUCCACCAAACCGCGGUGGAAUUCAGCGUCGAUAACCUGGGGUCACGACCUUGCCCUCUUUUCCUGUCACCUCUGACCUUUUAUCACCCUCUAACUCCAUCCAGCCCUCUAAACAAUGCCCCAAACACCAAACACUUCGAGCUGGUGGUGUUCCUCACCGCUUCUCAGGAGAGCACAGGCUCCGGAUACCACAAGAGGACGUCCUACCUGCCAGACGAGAUCCAGUACGGCAGCUGCUUCGCCAAGGUGACGUCCUGGCACGGAAAAGGCCAGAGCAAAGCCAAAAGCAUGCGCUAUUUUGACAUGCAGCCCUGUCCACUCAUGCUCCCAAACACACACACUGGCGAUGCACUGGAGAAAGAGCACGUGGUGGUCCAGAUCAACGGGGAAGGCAGUGACCGUGUGGAGUAGCAGUGCUUUAUUUUUUUGCAAGGGUGUAUGAUUUCAUAAGAAUUCUCCACUCAUGAAACUGGCAUUUCAUUUCACAACCUCCAGUUUAUGACUUUUUUAUCCCAAAAGACAACCUCAGUUAGUUAUGGUCUGAUAUGUCACCCCAUCUCAUUAGAAACCCUGCUACAGACACACUUGCAUUUUCCAGAGCAACACAGAUGAGUGACGGCUGAUUGAGAUCUUGUUUUCAUAUGGCAAUAAGAGGAAUCUCCAAUGUUUUAUGAUUGUAACUGACCACCUUCACCCUGAAUCCACUGACACCACAAAACCAAGUUUGAGCCCUUAUUUAUUCGACGCCUGGACAUUGUCACUGCGUAACCUGUCUGUAUCUGAGUCAAGGGCUUGUUUUCAAAAUAUGAAUUAUUAAAGCACUGCACUCAGUGCUGGGUAGAUUACUAACAAAUUGUAGUCCAUUACUGAUUACAAAUUACAUGAUGGAAAUGAUAGUGUGCAACACAAACUAUUAGAUUACACAUAUUAGGUAAUGCAUUCUGACUACUUCUUGAUUACUUUUAGAUUACUUUUGACUUAAAAUAUAUUCCAUCCAUUUAGUGUAUUAAACAUUAAAUUAUACCAGGGAUUCAUGAACGAACUACAGGGGGUUUGUGAAUUGGUGAAAUGCUGGAAGACUUUCCAAAUGCAUGAAAGAAGUAGAAGAAGAA